UCUGUUUUAAAAAAUAUUUGGGAAAUUAAAAGUAAUGCUGAUUUUAUGAAUGAAUUUCCGACGAUUACUGAAAUUAAAAACGAACCGGGCAAAACAGGCUUCGAAAAUGCUUAUGCAAAAAUUAUUUCAAAAUAUAAUAUUAAACAAAUUGUUUAUAAUUAUCUCGAUUAUUUAAUUAAAAAAUAUGUUUAUAUUCAAAAUUUAUUUUGUUCAAUGGAAAUUAAAAAGGACUAUAAAUCUCGCUCAUACGAAAUAAAAGAAAAAGAUAAAUUAAUUCUUUUGAUUGGUGUUGAAUAUUUAAUUGAGUUGGAAUUGAAACACCCCAAAAUUCUAAAAAUAGGUAAGUAUUCGUUUGUAAAAUCUGUUUAUUUUGGCAUGAUAAAGUUGGUCCCAUGGUUAUUGAGAUUACCAAGAAGUUGUGGAUAUAUCCGCGUGUAUAAACUAGGGUUGUUCUCGAUCGGUUAA
Meloidogyne enterolobii is the source of this 465-nucleotide messenger RNA. The record is from the annotation of a GenBank genome assembly. NCBI's taxonomy places the organism in Eukaryota, Metazoa, Nematoda, Chromadorea, Rhabditida, Meloidogynidae.